Molecule: messenger RNA, 300 nt
Organism: Staurois parvus
Lineage: Eukaryota; Metazoa; Chordata; Amphibia; Anura; Ranidae
Source: the annotation of a GenBank genome assembly
AUGUAUGUGAAAUGGGUUGAUACAGUAAUGUUUUACUAUGUGAUUUUAGUGUAUUUAGUGAAUGUCACUUUUUGUCAUUUUCAAAUUUCCCUCGUACGUCCUGACACUCGCAGGGGACAGAACCCAGAUGACAGAUGCCGGCAUCCGCCGGGAGGACAUUGCCGGGGACACUGCAGGAGGGACAUCGUGGGAGCGCAGGACAAGGUAAGUGAAGAACAGAUCCCAGAGCAGCGCCGCAUGGUAUUCCCGAGUGUAGCUCGGGGUUACCGCUUUUGCUACACUCGGGAAUACCGCCAGGGG